Molecule: messenger RNA, 8319 nt
Organism: Silurus meridionalis
Lineage: Eukaryota; Metazoa; Chordata; Actinopteri; Siluriformes; Siluridae
Gene: myh10
Product: myosin, heavy chain 10, non-muscle
Exons: 43
Coding region: 156-6134 (1992 amino acids)
Cellular component (GO): myosin complex
Molecular function (GO): actin filament binding; ATP binding; cytoskeletal motor activity
Source: RefSeq, a predicted model, not a curated record
GCAGCAGGACUCUGAGGGGAGAGAGGAGAGAGGAGCGGACACACUGAGAGACUUUCCUGGGAAACCUGCAGCUGCUGGACACGGACUCAUUCAUCUCUACAUAUACGGAGCUCCCCUCACCAGCUGCCCUGUGUGGCCUACUUUUUUAGUCCCCAAUGCCAGAGAUGGCUCAGAGGAGUGGGCAGGAGGACCCAGAGCGGUACCUCUUUGUGGACCGGGCCGUGGUCUAUAACCCGGCCACGCAGGCCGACUGGACUGCCAAGAAGCUGGUGUGGGUUCCAUCUGAAAGGCACGGGUUCGAGGCGGCCAGUAUUCGAGAGGAGCGAGGCGAGGAGGUGCUGGUGGAGCUCGCCGAGAAUGGGAAGAAAGCUCUGGUGAACAAAGAUGACAUUCAGAAGAUGAACCCACCCAAGUUCAGUAAAGUGGAGGACAUGGCCGAGCUCACCUGCCUUAACGAAGCCUCGGUUCUCCACAACCUGAAGGACCGAUACUACUCUGGACUAAUCUACACGUAUUCCGGACUUUUCUGCGUGGUGAUAAACCCGUACAAAAACCUGCCCAUUUACUCAGAAAACAUCAUUGAGAUGUAUCGUGGGAAGAAGAGGCAUGAAAUGCCACCGCACAUCUAUGCCAUCUCUGAAUCAGCCUACAGGUGCAUGCUGCAGGACCGUGAGGACCAGUCCAUCCUGUGCACAGGUGAAUCUGGAGCAGGAAAAACUGAAAACACUAAAAAAGUGAUCCAGUAUCUGGCACAUGUCGCUUCCUCACACAAAGGAAGGAAGGACCACAACAUUCCUCCAGAGUCUCCUAAAGCUGUCAAACUCCAGAACGCCAUCCUGCUGUAUGGUGAGUUGGAGAGACAGCUGCUGCAGGCGAAUCCUAUCCUGGAGUCAUUCGGUAACGCCAAGACAGUGAAGAACGACAAUUCCUCACGUUUCGGGAAGUUUAUCAGGAUCAAUUUUGAUGUGACGGGGUACAUUGUGGGAGCCAACAUCGAGACCUAUCUUCUGGAGAAAUCCAGAGCUAUUCGUCAGGCUAAAGACGAGAGAACGUUCCACAUCUUCUACCAGCUGCUGGCUGGAGCAGGAGAACAUCUGAGAUCUGAUCUCCUGCUGGAGGGUUUCAAUAAUUACCGCUUCCUUUCCAAUGGAAACAUUCCCAUUCCUGGCCAACAGGACAAAGACAACUUCCAGGAGACCAUGGAGGCCAUGCACAUCAUGAGCUUCUCACAUGAAGAGAUCUUAUCCAUGUUGAAGGUGGUGUCGGCUGUGAUGCAGUUCGGCAACAUCAUGUUUAAGAAGGAGAGAAACACAGACCAGGCUUCUAUGCCCGAGAACACAGCUGCCCAAAAGUUAUGUCAUCUGUUAGGGAUGAGUGUGAUGGAGUUCACUCGCGCCAUCUUGACCCCCAGGAUUAAAGUGGGACGAGACUACGUUCAGAAAGCACAAACUAAAGAACAGGCUGAUUUUGCAGUUGAAGCUCUGGCCAAAGCAACUUACGAGCGUCUUUUCCGCUGGCUGGUCCACCGAAUAAACAAAGCACUGGACCGAACCAAGCGACAGGGAGCCUCGUUUAUCGGCAUCCUGGACAUCGCCGGAUUCGAGAUCUUCCAGUUAAACUCGUUUGAGCAGCUGUGUAUUAAUUACACUAACGAGAAGCUGCAGCAGCUCUUCAACCACACCAUGUUCAUCCUGGAGCAGGAGGAGUAUCAGCGUGAAGGCAUCGAGUGGAGCUUCAUCGACUUUGGUCUCGACCUGCAGCCCUGCAUCGACCUCAUCGAGAGACCCGCAAAUCCCCCAGGUGUUCUGGCUCUCCUGGAUGAGGAGUGUUGGUUCCCCAAAGCUACAGAUAAGACGUUUGUGGAUAAGCUGGUGCAGGAACAGGGUUCUCACGCCAAGUUCCAGAAACCACGUCAGCUCAAAGACAAAGCCGACUUCUGCAUCAUCCACUACGCAGGGAGGGUGGAUUAUAAAGCAGAUGAGUGGUUGAUGAAGAACAUGGAUCCUCUGAAUGAUAACGUGGCGACGCUGCUACACCAGUCCACUGAUAAAUUUGUAGCUGAGCUUUGGAAAGACGUGGACCGUAUUGUUGGGCUGGAUCAGGUGGCUGGAAUGAAUGAAACUGCGUUCGGAGCGACGUACAAGACGAAGAAGGGAAUGUUCCGGACUGUCGGCCAGCUUUACAAAGAGUCUCUGACCAAGCUGAUGGCCACGCUGAGGAACACCAACCCCAACUUCGUCCGCUGCAUCAUCCCCAACCAUGAGAAGAGGGCAGGUAAACUGGAACCUCACCUAGUUCUGGAUCAGCUCAGGUGUAAUGGUGUGUUGGAGGGAAUCAGGAUCUGCAGACAGGGCUUCCCUAACCGCAUCAUCUUCCAGGAGUUCAGACAGAGAUAUGAGAUCCUCACUCCUAACGCCAUCCCAAAGGGCUUCAUGGACGGUAAACAGGCGUGUGAGCGAAUGAUCCAGGCCCUUGAGUUGGAUCCGAACCUGUACCGGAUCGGUCAGAGUAAGAUAUUUUUCCGGACAGGCGUUCUGGCUCACCUGGAGGAGGAGCGCGACCUGAAAAUCACCGACAUCAUCAUUUACUUCCAGGCCGUGUGUCGAGGAUACCUGGCUCGCAAAGCCUUUGCAAAGAAGCAGCAGCAGCUGAGUGCUCUGAAAGUUCUCCAGAGGAACUGUGCUGCUUAUCUUAAACUGCGCCACUGGCAGUGGUGGAGACUCUUCACCAAGGUGAAGCCUCUGCUCCAGGUGACCCGUCAGGAGGAGGAAAUGCAGGCGAAGGAGGAGGAGCUGGUGAAGGUGAAGGAGAGACAGGUGAAGGUGGAGAACGAAUUGGUGGAAAUGGAGAGGAAGCACCAGCAGCUGAUGGAGGAGAAGAACAUCCUGGCAGAGCAGCUGCAGGCCGAAACGGAGCUGUUUGCUGAGGCUGAGGAGAUGAGAGCUCGGUUAGUGGCGAAGAAGCAGGAGCUGGAAGAGAUCCUACAUGACCUGGAGUCUCGUGUAGAGGAGGAGGAGGAGCGCAACCAGACACUGCAGAACGAGAAGAAGAAGAUGCAGUCACACAUUCAGGACCUGGAGGAGCAGCUGGAUGAAGAAGAAGCUGCUCGACAGAAGUUGCAGCUAGAGAAAGUAACUGCAGAAGCCAAAAUUAAAAAAAUGGAGGAGGAUCUGCUGCUACUAGAGGACCAAAACUCUAAAUUCCUUAAGGAGAAGAAGCUGUUGGAGGAGCGGGUAGGUGAGAUGACAUCUUUAUUGGCAGAGGAAGAAGAGAAGGCGAAGAACCUAGGCAAGGUGAAGAACAAGCAGGAGAUGAUGAUGGUUGACCUGGAAGAGCGUCUGAAAAAGGAGGAGAAGACUCGUCAGGAGCUGGAGAAGGCCAAGAGGAAGCUGGAUGGAGAGACGACAGACCUGCAAGAACAAAUUGCUGAACUUCAGGCUCAGAUCGAUGAGCUCAAAGUGCAACUGGCCAAAAAGGAGGAGGAACUACAGGCUGUGCUGACCAGGGGAGAUGAGGAGGUUGCACAGAAGAACAAUGCUCUGAAGCAGGUGAGGGAGCUUCAGGCUCAGCUGGCCGAGCUUCAGGAAGAUCUGGAGUCGGAGAAGACGGCUCGGAAUAAAGCAGAGAAGCUGAAGCGUGAUCUGAGCGAGGAGUUGGAAGCUCUGAAGACCGAACUGGAGGAUACGCUGGACACCACUGCAGCUCAGCAGGAGCUCAGGACUAAGAGAGAACAGGAAGUGGCUGAGCUGAAGAAGGCCAUCGAUGAAGAAGCUCGGAAUCACGAGUCUCAAAUUCAGGAGAUGCGUCAGAGACAUGGUACAGCUCUGGAGGAAGUCUCUGAACAACUGGAGCAGGCCAAGAGGUUUAAGCUGAACCUGGAGAAGAGUAAGCAGACUCUGGAGGGGGAUAAUAAGGAGCUGAGUAGUGAGGUGAAGGUGCUGCAGCAGGCCAAACUGGAAUCUGAACACAAACGCAAAAAACUGGAGUCUCAGCUGCAGGAGGUCCUCACUCGAGUCACUGAGGGGGAGAGGAACAAAGCUGAACUGUCUGAGCGUGCACACAAACUACAGACUGAGUUGGAGAACGUGUCUGCUCUGUUGGAGGAUGCUGAGAAAAAGGGGAUCAAACUGGCUAAAGAUACAUCAAGUCUCGAGAGCCAGUUACAGGACACACAGGAGCUGCUCCAGGAGGAAACUCGUCAGAAGCUGAAUUUAAGCAGCAGGAUUAGACAGCUAGAGGAGGAGAAGAACAACCUGCAGGAGCAGCAGGAGGAAGAGGAGGAGGCACGCAAAAACCUGGAAAAACAACUGGCAACCCUACAGGCACAGCUGUGUGAGACUAAGAAGAAGCUGGAGGAUGAUGUGGGUGUGGUGGAGGGUCUGGAAGAGGUGAAGCGAAAGCUGCAGAAGGACAUGGAGGCGUGUAACACGCGGCUGGAGGAGAAGGUUCUGGCCUUUGAUAAACUGGAGAAAACAAAGACUCGCCUGCAGCAGGAGCUGGAUGACCUCACGGUUGAUCUGGACCACCAGAGGCAGAUCGUCUCUAACCUGGAGAAGAAACAGAAGAAAUUUGACCAGAUGCUGGCGGAGGAGAAGAGCAUUUCUGCGCGUUACGCGGAGGAGCGAGACCGAGCGGAAGCCGAGGCGAGGGAGAAGGAGACGAAGGCGCUGUCAUUGGCCCGAGCGCUGGAUGAAGCUCUCGAGGCUAAAGAGGAAUUUGAGAGACUGAACAAGCAGCUGCGUGCUGAGAUGGAGGAUCUGAUGAGCUCGAAAGAUGACGUGGGCAAAAUGUGCGUGCACGAGCUAGAGAAGUCGAAGCGCACGUUGGAGCAGCAGGUGGAGGAGAUGCGCACUCAGCUGGAGGAGCUGGAAGACGAGCUGCAGGCCACUGAAGACGCCAAACUGCGCUUAGAAGUAAACAUGCAGGCCAUGAAGGCACAGUUUGAACGCGACCUGCAGGCCAGAGACGAGCAAAACGAUGAGAAGAAGAGACUUCUGGUUAAGCAGGUGCGUGAGAUGGAGGCGGAGCUAGAAGACGAGAGGAAACAGAGAGCUCUCGCAGUGGCUGCAAAGAAGAAGAUGGAAAUGGACCUCAAGGACCUGGAGGCUCAGAUUGAGGCGUCAAAUAAAGCUCGAGACGAGGCCAUCAAACAGCUCCGUAAACUCCAGGCUCAGAUGAAGGAUUAUCAGAGGGAGCUGGAGGAAGCUCGUACAUCACGGGAUGAAAUCUUCGCCCAGUCCAAAGAGAACGAGAAGAAGCUCAAGAGCCUUGAGGCUGAGGUCCUGCAGCUGCAAGAGGACCUGGCUGCGUCAGAGAGAGCACGGCGUCACGCUGAGCAGGAGCGAGAUGAACUGGCUGAUGAGAUCUCCAACAGCGCCUCCGGAAAGUCUGCUCUGAUGGAUGAGAAGAGGAGGUUGGAGGCUCGUAUCGCUCAGUUGGAAGAAGAACUGGAAGAGGAGCAGAGCAACAUGGAGCUGCUUAAUGAUCGCUUCCGCAAAACAGCCAUGCAGGUGGACACCCUGAGCACAGAACUAUCAGGCGAGCGUAGUGCGGCUCAGAAGAGUGAGACGGCUCGACAGCAGCUGGAGAGACAGAAUAAAGACCUGAAGGCCAAACUGCAGGAGCUGGAAGGCUCCGUUAAAUCCAAGUUUAAGUCCACUAUCGCCGCCCUGGAGGCCAAAAUCCUGCAGCUGGAGGAACAGCUUGAGCAGGAGGCGAAGGAGCGUGCAGCGGCCAAUAAGAUUGUGAGACGCACUGAGAAGAAACUGAAAGAAGUGUUCAUGCAGGUGGAAGAUGAGCGUCGCCAUGCCGACCAGUACAAAGAACAGAUGGAGAAGGCUAACUCGCGUAUGAAGCAGCUGAAGCGUCAGUUGGAGGAGGCGGAGGAAGAAGCGACACGGGCUAAUGCCUCCCGCAGGAAGUUACAGAGAGAGCUGGAGGAUGCCACAGAGGCCAGCGAGGGUCUCAGCCGAGAGGUUAACACACUCAAGAACCGCCUCAGGCGUGGGGGUCCAGUGGGCUUCCCCUCUGGCCGUUCGGGUCGUAGGCAGCUCCAGAUGGAGGGUGAGUUCUCAGAUGAUGACGCUGACAAAAUGAGCGAAGCGAAUGAGACACAGCCCCCAGCGAGCGAAUAGAGGGAACACACAAACUCCACCCCCUGCCCUGCCCACUCCUCCCUACUGCUCUCCUGCACCCUCCUGUGGUCCUGCAAUGACAUUACAGCCUCCAAUUCAUCUCUCACACACACACACACACACACACACACACACACACACACACACUAUAUUACAUUCUCAAAGCAAGAGCACCUCAGUUAGCAUGACUGACUGAUUCUCACAUACACACACACACUCGCACACAGUGUACGAAGGGAAACUAAUGUAAUAUGAAGGAUUUACUGGAACACAUUGUAUAUGAAUGUUAUAAUCUAGAUAUUAAUCUGGAAUUGAUCUUUCUCUCCCUCACACACACACACACACACACACACUCUCUCUCUCUCUCUCUCUCUCUCUCUAUCAUUCAUUUCAUAUCAGGUCUCAAGUGUUCUGGCUGCUCAUAACAUGAACACUAUGUAUAAAUCACUGCAUUUUACACUCGUUCUACAUCAAAGUCCAAAUGACAGUAACUCCAUCGCUUUUAUAUCAUUCAGCAAACGAAAACACACACACACACACACACCUACCUGCCUCUGUGUGUGUGUCUGAGAGAGAUGUAUGAGAGUGAUGCAUGGACUGCUUGAAUGUUUGUUUUCAAAAGACACUACAAAAAUCAAUACUACACACACACACACACACACACACACACAGAGGAGAAGCCUGUAAAGAUCAGCUGACUGGAAUCGCAACCUAAACUGUGACGUAACGUUAGCUUAGACGUUAGCGUAUCUCAAUUCCAUUCGGCUUUGGAAAUGAAAAUGUGAGCACUGGUACAGUGUUUUUGGGAGAAUUGGGUGAAAACGUGUGGGAGAUUAUUUUGGUGAAAUGUUUUUAAACUGCACAUGUUGGUAAAAGCCAUACACAAGUGGAACAAAACGAGCUAACGGGAGGGGAAGUGUAUCAUCUCAGAAACGUGACCGCCACGUGUCAGGGACCUUUUCCCUUAAAGUAAUAAACCGCUGCUUGUCCUUGUUUAAGUGAUGAUGAAGGAAUUCCUGAUGAAGGACUGUGAUAUAAUCAGACUGGAACACUAACGUGAUGAUUAUCAGACACUCGGAUUCGUUAGCGAUUAGCACGUUACAGAUUAGCCUGGAGUAAUGAAGCCACUACGACACAUCAGUAUUACACACACACACACACACACACACACCAGGUUGUUUACACAUGUCCACACACUAAUUUGGGAAGAGGGAAAUUUGGCCUUAUUUCAAUCCUGUACAAACGUCUAAUUGAGUUGUAUUUGAGUUGUGAGGUCACUAUCAGUUCAGCACUAAUCAUUCCAUCUAUCUUUCAUUGCACUUAUUCCAUUCUUUCUUUUUUUCUCUUCUCUAUUCCUUCCUUUUCUUUCUCACUCACCUCAGAAUACUCAUAAUAAUACUGCAUCAUUAAUCAUCUACAGACCCCACCCCCAGGCUACAAACCACACCCCCAAUACACUCUUUAUUAUUGUGUGAUUGCUCUUUUGCGUGUGUUUAUAACUAACUGUGACAUGAGCCUUCAUUCCCCAAGACGUGUUCACGUUAAACAGGAGGAAACGUCUCGCCCCGAGCAGGUCUCAAUAAUCAUCAUAAUCAUCUGCCUGGUCUCUGUGGACGUGUGUAAACAUCAGCGUUUGUUGGUAUAACUUUAAAAAGUGCCUUAGAGUCACUAAUGAAGAAUUAAAAGCUCCGCCCCCGGUGUGGGCAUGUCUCCAGGUGAUGAGUUUAAGGUGAAGGUGAACUGAUGUGGGAAUGAUAAUAAUAAUUAAACACUAUUUAACCUUUUUUUCUUUCUUUGGUUUGGUUUUUAUUGCGCUUCGCAUCAUAGCCGCUUUCUAUUCGCUCUUUUGUGGUGGUAAACCAGUUACAGUGUUUCUGCAGGAGCUCAGAUCCUCCUCACACCAUUCCGUUCAGGUUCACACCUCCUCCUCCUCCUCCUCCUCCCCCUGCAGCAAGUAUUAUCCUUAUUACUAUUAUAAUCAUUAUUGUUACUAUUAUCUCUUAUUAUUAUUAUGAUGAUGAUGAUGAUGAUGAUCAGACUGACUGUUUGGCUCUCAGACGCUCAGCUGCAGAUACGCUUUAAUCCUCUCCUUUAUUCCGUGCCCUUGUUUACCGUUACUGUAUUUCUAGACAAGUGAUUUUUUUUGUAAAGGAAAAACAAAUAAAGGCUUCAUUGUAGAAGAAAA